GUCUCCAGCCGCGUUCGCGAACGGAUCAAAUAUUUCCCAGUGGAUUUUCUGCUUGAUUCCUCUAGUUUCCCGAAAACGUGUGUGCACAUAAUGAGUUGUCCUUUUAAUGGCGGUCCAUCGCGUCUGGGUGACGAUCAUCUUCCCGAACAGGGAAUGAUGUACGGCGAGUAUCUGAUGUUGGAUAAGGUUCUUGAUGCCCAAAGACUCGUGUCUUCGACUUCGGGCGCCAAAGUUCACGACGAGCAUCUCUUUAUCGUAACUCAUCAAGCCUACGAGCUGUGGUUCAAGCAGAUCCUCUGGGAACUGGAUUCAAUCCGGGAUCUCUUCAAGGUGGAUUGCGUUGAAGAGUCGCGCACGCUGGAGAUUGUGAAGCGCCUCAAUCGAAUUGUGCUGAUACUGAAACUCCUCAACGAGCAAAUUCCUAUCCUGGAGACUAUGACCCCGCUAGAUUUUAUGGACUUUCGUCGCCACCUGGCGCCAGCAUCGGGCUUCCAAAGCCUCCAGUUCAGGCUUAUGGAGAACAAGCUGGGCGUGAAAAUGGAGCACCGAGUGAAGUACAAUCAAAACUACACGGUGGUCUUCGGACAGGACCCGAAUGCCGUGGAGAAAAUCGCGGAUUCACACAAGGAGGCGUCGCUUCUGGACUUGCUACAGAAGUGGCUGGAGCGGACGCCCGGUCUGGAGGAGGACGGAUUCAAUUUCUGGGGCAAGUUCAAGGAGAGCGUGGACCAAUUCUUGCACCACGAGCGCGAGGAAGCAAUGAAGGAGACGGAAGUGUCGAAUAGAAACUACCGUUUGAUGGACAUUGAGAUGCGCAAAGGAGUGUAUAACUCCAUCUUCGACGCCGCUUCCCAUGAGGCUCUGGUGAUGCGCGGAGAUCGUCGAUUCAGCCACAAGGCGCUCCAGGGCGCCAUCAUGAUCACUUUCUAUCGCGACGAACCCAGAUUCAGCCAGCCUCACCAGAUCCUCGUCCUUCUCACGGACAUUGACUCUCUGAUAACGAAGUGGAGAUAUAACCACGUGACGAUGGUUCAGAGAAUGCUGGGAUCUCAGCAAUUGGGCACCGGCGGCUCUUCUGGCUACCAGUACUUGAGAUCCACACUCAGCGACAGAUACAAAGUCUUCCUGGAUCUCUUUAAUCUGUCCACCUUCUUGAUUCCUCGCAAGUGGAUUCCUCCGCUGGACACGAAGCUCAAUUGGAGCUUCAACGCUCCUUCUUUGAAGUGACACACGUAGAAAUUCAUCAGAUUCCUUCGAAAUAUGUAGAAUCAAGAGCGAUAAUAAAACAUGUCGAUAAGCA
This is a messenger RNA of Phlebotomus argentipes, 1300 nucleotides long. It is a transcript of the gene vermilion, whose product is annotated as tryptophan 2,3-dioxygenase. Gene Ontology annotation, molecular function: heme binding; metal ion binding; L-tryptophan 2,3-dioxygenase activity. The record is from RefSeq and is a predicted model, not a curated record. NCBI's taxonomy places the organism in Eukaryota, Metazoa, Arthropoda, Insecta, Diptera, Psychodidae. Bases 91 to 1227 code for a protein of 378 amino acids. The transcript has 6 exons.